CAUUUCUUCUUCUUCUUCUUCUUCUUCUGCUGCUGCUUCUGCUGCGCUCGACGCGGAAGACUUCUCGGAGCAAAAAGGCCACGGCUUGAUUCGGAGCUAAGCGAUUCUUUUCUCUCCUCUGCGCUUCUGGAUUCGGGCUCGCAACCCUACUGGGUUCCCCCUCCAUCUCCGUGCUCGCUCCAGCUGUCACCGAGGCGAGAAUCGGGUCCCUCUUCCAUCCACGAGGCGCGGCUCUUUCGAUCGCUCGGUCGAUUGGCGGAGACAGCGGAGGCGCAGGAUGAGGGGAAAGCUAGGGCUAGUCCUGAGCGUCUGGCUGCUGCUGUGGGGCACUUGCGCUGGGAGGUUCGUGGUGCAGAAGAACAGCUUGAAGGUGACCACCCCGAACUCGAUGAGGGGCACGUACGAGUGCGCGAUCGGGAACUUCGGCGUCCCCCAGUACGGGGGGACGCUCGUCGGCACCGUGCUUUAUCCGCAGGCUAAUCAGAAGGCAUGCAAGAGCUUUGACGAGUUCGACGUCAGCUUCAAGUCUAAGCCCGGUGGAUUGCCAGUUUUUGUCCUCGCCGAUCGCGGAGAUUGCUACUUUACAUUGAAGGCGUGGAAUGCCCAGAAUGGUGGAGCAGCUGCCAUUCUUGUUUCAGAUGAUAGAGUAGAACCGUUGAUCACCAUGGACACUCCCGAAGAAGAGAGAGCUGAUGCUGAUUAUAUUGAGAAAAUCACUAUUCCAUCGGCCCUUAUCAGCAAAAACUUGGGUGAUAGCAUAAAAAAAGCUUUGUCUGGUGGUAAUAUGGUUAACAUCAAUCUUGAUUGGACUGAGGCUCUUCCUCAUCCUGAUGAGCGGGUUGAGUAUGAAUUCUGGACAAAUAGCAAUGAUGAGUGCGGGCCAAAAUGCGACAGUCAGAUUGACUUUGUUAAGAACUUUAAAGGAGCGGCGCAAAUUCUUGAGCAGAAAGGGUAUACUCAGUUCACCCCUCAUUAUAUAACUUGGUACUGCCCAGAAGCCUUUCUUUUGAGCAAACAGUGCAAGUCACAGUGCAUCAAUUAUGGGAGAUACUGUGCUCCUGAUCCUGAACAAGAUUUUAGCAGAGGAUAUGAUGGAAAGGAAGUUGUAGUUCAGAAUUUACGCCAAGCUUGUUUCUUCAAAGUGGCAAACGAAAGUGGAAAGCCAUGGCUUUGGUGGGACUAUGUGACUGACUUUGCGAUCCGCUGCCCAAUGAAAGAGAAAAAGUACACAAAGGAAUGUGCAGAUCAAGUUAUAAAGUCUCUUGGUGUUGAUCUCAAGAAGAUAGAUGAAUGCAUAGGCAACCCUGAGGCUGAUGUGGACAAUCCAGUUCUUAAAGCUGAACAAGAAGCACAGAUUGGCAAGGGCGCUCGUGGAGAUGUAACUAUUUUGCCGACUCUUGUUAUAAAUAACGGACAGUAUAGAGGUAAGUUAGACAGAAUAGCAGUCCUGAAGGCCAUCUGCUCUGGUUUCCAGGAGACCACUGAACCGGCUAUUUGUCUUAGUCAAGAAAUGGAGACAAACGAGUGUUUGGAGAACAGCGGUGGCUGCUGGCAGGACAAGGCUGCUAAUAUUUCUGCAUGCAGGGAUACAUUCCGGGGAAGAGUAUGCGAAUGCCCUAUAGUGCAAGGUGUGAAGUUUACUGGUGACGGUUAUACUCACUGUGAAGCUUCUGGGGCGUUGCGGUGUGAAAUCAACAAUGGGGGGUGCUGGAAGGAGACACGAAAUGGCAAGACAUUCUCUGCUUGCAUUGACGAUCACACAAAAGGCUGCAAAUGUCCUCCUGGAUUUCGGGGAGAUGGAGUCGGAGUCGACUCUUGUGAGGAUGUGGACGAGUGCAAAGAGAAAGUGAAGUGCCAGUGCCCAGAAUGUAAAUGCAAGGACACCUGGGGUGGUUAUGAGUGCAGCUGCAGUGGUGGUUUAUUAUACAUGCAAGAACAUGACAUGUGUAUCAGUAAGAACACUCGUACUGAAUUCAGCUGGGGCUUCUUCUGGACUAUUGUGUUGGGUUUGGCUGCUGCUGGACUUGCGGGCUAUGCAGUUUACAAGUACAGAAUCAGGAGAUACAUGGAUUCCGAGAUUAGGGCGAUCAUGGCUCAGUACAUGCCCCUGGAUAAUCAGGGCGAGGUACCUAGUCACACUCAUGCCUCCCGCGGCAACGUGUGAAAGCGGCAUACAGCCCAGUAGAGUGAGAGGAAGAAAACUACGAAGUCACUCAUCGCCUAAACUCCAGACCCUCUCCAUGUGAAAUUGAACCAUAGUGGUCGUGCAGUUUGAUCGACCCUGUGCUUGUAACAUCAGCAGCUUAGCCUGCGACGAGGCUUCUUUUGGGUCAUCACUUAACCGUUCAAUUAGAAGAGAGUUUCGGUUUUGAUCCUGUUAAUGUAAAUGUCUAAUCUACGACAAAUUAUUGGAGUUUAAUUAGCAAAAUAAUGGUCUCGCUUGUGAUAUGUC
Messenger RNA from Rhodamnia argentea, 2452 nucleotides. RefSeq names its product vacuolar-sorting receptor 1-like. Lineage: Eukaryota; Viridiplantae; Streptophyta; Magnoliopsida; Myrtales; Myrtaceae. The transcript has 12 exons. The record is from RefSeq and is a predicted model, not a curated record. The coding region runs from base 278 to 2164 and encodes 628 amino acids. Gene Ontology annotation, molecular function: calcium ion binding.